CCGGACCCCUGGGCUCGGGAACGGGCUCCAUCGCGGACUCCCGCUGCCCCGGGAGGAGCCGCCGGCGCCACCGCAGUCCGAGGCGGGGGCGAGGGACCUGGAGCCCGGUGGAGAGCCUUGGGAACCCCCUCCACCCAAGCUGGCCAAGAAGGAGCAGAAGUCGAAAAAAGGCCCCGGGAAGGGGCUGGAGACGCCCCCAGGUAAAAAUAAGAACAGGGAGAAAAAGAAGAGCCAUGAAAAGACUGCUAGUAUUGACUAUGAAACUCAGAUGCUCUAUGAAGAUGUCAGAGAAAGUUGUCCUCCUCUUGGUUUGGAAACAUUAAAAGUUAGAGAUUUCCAGAUUCAUGCUUCAACAGUAAAACGCUAUGGCUUGGGAGCUCACAGAGGCAGGCUAAAUAUUCAGGCAGGUAUAAAUGAAAAUGAUUUUUACGAUGGAGCCUGGUGUGCGGGAAGAAAUGAUCCUCAUCAGUGGAUUGAAGUAGAUGCUCGACGGCUGACCAAGUUCACUGGCGUGAUCACUCAGGGAAGAAACUCUUUGUGGUUGAGCGACUGGGUGACAUCCUACAAAGUCAUGGUGAGCAAUGAUAGUCACACAUGGAUCACUGUCAAGAGUGGAUCUGGAGAUGUGAUUUUUAAAGCAAACAGUGAGAAAGAGAUCCCUGUUCUCAACGAGUUGCCAAUCCCACUUGUGGCUCGUUACAUCCGUGUUAAUCCUCAGUCGUGGUUUGAUAAUGGGAGCAUCUGUCUGAGAUUGGAAAUUCUGGGGUGCCUAUUACCGGAUCCCAAUAAUUAUUAUCACAGAAGGAAUGAAAUGACAACUACAGAUGAUCUGGAUUUUAAACAUCAUGAUUACAAAGAAAUGAGACAGAUGAUGAAAGUGGUGAAUGAAAUGUGCCCCAAUAUCACAAGGAUUUACAAUAUUGGAAAAAGCCAUCAAGGACUGAAAUUGUAUGCUGUUGAAAUCUCUGACAACCCAGGAGAACAUGAAAUUGGUGAGCCAGAAUUUCGGUACAUAGCUGGGGCUCAUGGGAACGAGGUGCUUGGACGGGAGCUACUGCUUUUGCUAAUGCAGUUUCUCUGCAAGGAGUAUAUGGCUGGGAACCCUCGGCUUGUGCGCCUCAUUGAGGAUACUAGAAUCCAUCUCCUCCCUUCAGUCAACCCAGAUGGUUAUGAGAAAGCUUAUGAAGUGGGAUCAGAAUUAGGAGGCUGGUCUCUGGGACGAUGGACCCAUGAUGGUAUUGAUAUCAACAAUAAUUUUCCUGAUUUAAACACUCUGCUUUGGGAAUCUGAAGAUCGGCGGGACAAUUCCAGAAAGGUCCCCAAUCAUCAUAUUCCAAUACCAGAAUGGUAUUUGUCUGAAAAUGCUACGGUUGCAGUUGAAACCAGAGCAAUAAUUGCGUGGAUGGAAAAAAUUCCAUUUGCUCUAGGUGGGAAUUUACAAGGAGGAGAAUUGGUGGUGGCAUAUCCGUAUGAUAUGGUUCGAUCAAUGUGGAAAACCCAGGAACAUACCCCUACCCCUGAUGAUCAUGUGUUCCGCUGGCUGGCCUACUCAUAUGCUUCUACUCAUAGACUAAUGACUGAUGCAAGGAGGAGAGUGUGCCACACGGAAGAUUUUCAAAAGGAGGAUGGCACUGUCAAUGGGGCCUCAUGGCACACAGUUGCAGGAAGUAUGAAUGACUUCAGUUAUCUUCAUACAAACUGCUUUGAUCUGUCAAUAUAUGUGGGUUGUGAUAAGUAUCCUCAUGAGAGUGAUCUGCCUGAAGAAUGGGAAAAUAAUCGAGAAUCCCUGAUAGUGUUCAUGGAACAGGUUCAUCGGGGCAUUAAAGGCAUAGUACGAGAUUCACAUGGCAAAGGAAUUCCAAAUGCCAUCAUUUCCAUUGAAGGUGUCAACCAUGACAUUCGCACAGCCAGUGAAGGUGAUUACUGGCGCCUCUUAAAUCCAGGAGAAUAUGUGGUAACUGCAAAAGCAGAAGGCUUUACCUCCUCAACAAAGAACUGUGCAGUUGGCUAUGAUAUGGGAGCUACCUGGUGUGACUUUACUCUCAACAAAACCAAUCUGGCAAGAAUUAAAGAAAUUAUGAAGAAGUUUGGAAAGCAGCCCAUCAGUCUGUCAUUCAGGAGAAUGAAACAGAGAGCUAGACAGAGGCGUCAGUGAAUAGGAACUGCGUAUAAAAGAUGGAUUGACAAGCUCUCCUGAAAUCAGAAUCAGUUAUAUCAGUAGUUACAUAAGCAAUGUGUUAAUGUAUUUUUUUGUUAUAUUGUUACUCAAGGUGUGCCAGUUAGUUUGCAUUGUAAUAAGGUUCCAGAGACCUAAGCUGAGAAUACUUCUAGUUUUGGUUCUUAAUUUACUUGAAUUUACUUGACUGAGCAGCAGGGUAACAUUACUUGGGAAAAGGAAACCAGUCAAAGUCAGAUCUGGUCAUUUUAGGGCAUUCUCUUCUAAACUGGAAGAACAAACAAUGUAUCACUCAUUUGUGUGACAAAAAGAGUAUAGUGUUCACUUUCCAGUACUGCAUUGUUGAUACCACAGUUAUUGCUAGUUCACUGUUACUACACAAUUAUUUUGCUUCUUACUAUGUUCUUUGUUACCUUGAAAGGAAGCUGUCAUAAAUAUUAAAGCAUUCAAAAUUGUGGAAAAUAAAAUCAACAAUAAAAAAACCACAGGUGAAACAAGAA
Molecule: messenger RNA, 2676 nt
Organism: Tachyglossus aculeatus (Australian echidna)
Lineage: Eukaryota; Metazoa; Chordata; Mammalia; Monotremata; Tachyglossidae
Gene: CPXM2
Product: carboxypeptidase X, M14 family member 2
Exons: 14
Coding region: 269-2155 (628 amino acids)
Biological process (GO): proteolysis
Molecular function (GO): zinc ion binding; metallocarboxypeptidase activity
Source: RefSeq, a predicted model, not a curated record